Agelaius phoeniceus (red-winged blackbird) is the source of this 1263-nucleotide messenger RNA. NCBI's taxonomy places the organism in Eukaryota, Metazoa, Chordata, Aves, Passeriformes, Icteridae. The record is from RefSeq and is a predicted model, not a curated record.
AUGACCGUCACCUACACGUCCCGUGUGGCCACCGCGCGCUUCGGGGGCUUCUCGCGGCUGCUGCUGCUGUGGCGCGGGAGCAUCUACAAACUGCUCUACCGGGAGCUGCUCCUCUUCCUCACCGCCUACCUGGGGCUCAGCCUGGCCUACCGGUUCCUGCUGUCCGAGGAGCAGCGGCGCCUCUUUGAGAAGCUGGUGCUGUACUGCGACAAAUCGGCCGAGCUCAUCCCCGUGUCCUUCGUGCUCGGUUUUUACGUGGCGCUGGUGCUGGAGCGCUGGUGGGGGCAGUUCCGGACGGUGCCGGCCCCGGACGGGCUCAUGGUGGCCGUGGGCAGCAGCGUGAGGGGCUCGGACGCGCGGGGGCGGCUCCUGCGCCGGACGCUGCUGCGCUACGGGAGCCUGGCGGCGCUGCUGGUGCUCAGGGCGGUCAGCACGCCCGUGUACAAGAGAUUUCCCACCACUGACCACCUGGUACAGGCCGGGUUCCUGACGCGCGAGGAGCGGCGCCGGCUCGAGGCUCUGCGCUCUCCCUACAACAAGUUCUGGGUGCCCUGCGUGUGGUUCGGGGCGCUGGCGGGGCGGGCGCGGCAGGAGGGGCGCAUCGGGGACGACUGCGCGCUCAAGCUGCUCAUGGAGGAGCUGAACCGGUUCCGGGCCCACUGCAGCCUCCUGUUCCACUACGACUGGAUCAGCGUCCCCCUGGUGUACACACAGGUGGUGACCAUCGCCGUUUACACCUUUUUCCUCACCUGCCUGGUGGGGCGGCAGUUCCUGGACCCCGCCCAGGGCUACCCCGGGCACGAGCUGGACCUGGGCGUGCCCGUGUUCACCCUGCUGCAGUUCUUCUUCUACGUGGGCUGGCUCAAGGUGGCAGAGCAGCUCAUUAACCCCUUCGGGGAGGAUGACGACGACUUUGAGACCAACACCCUGAUCGACCGCAACUUCCAGGUGUCCAUGCUGGCCGUGGACGAGCUCUACGGGGGGGUCCCGGAGCUGGAGCGGGAUCGGUUCUGGGACGCCGCCGUUCCCCGCCCCCCCUACACGGCCGCGGCCGCGCCCCCCCCGCGCCGCCCCUUCCGCGGCUCCGCCUUCGACGUCACCCUGGCCAAGGAGGAUUUGCAGUUCCAGCCCCUGGAGGAGCUCGGGGACCCCCCGGGAGAGCCCCUGGACCCCCCCCCCGAGAGCAGCCCCGAGCCCCCCCCGGGCGAUGGGGACCCCCAGGAGCGGUGGCUGCUGCACCCCAAGGCCGAGCUGGGGCUGUGA